AUGGCUGAGCCACCGACCCGUGCCAUCGAAAUCUCAAAGGUGGUGACUGUAGCGGAGGCUCGCAUCGAAGUCAACAAGAGGGCGAGGGCAAUAUUCACCAACUACGAGAUAUUAAACGGAUUACUACUAAGACACGAGUGUACUAUUAGGCAAAGAUGGGCCAAAAAGACCCGACGUCAAAGGACGGAUAUUCUGUUGAAAGCAUGGCCAGGAAUGCCGUAUAAUCAUCGCCCCGAUUUGGAGGCGUUCAAGAAAAUAAAACAUCAACCACACGUUGGAACCGAUUCAGAUAGAGGCAGUUACAUGUGGCCCUAUAUCAAUCAGGAAGAUUUGUUGCAGACGCAAUCACUUCUGUUACUGCUCAACGCAAGAGGGCGGAACUUCCCUUCCAGUUUCGCAUGCAGGGAUUUCGGAUCCAUGCGCCUGGGUAUCGGCUCCAAAGCCAUCAAGUGCACUAUGUUGGGAAAUUGCACAAUGAUAUUAUAUGGAGCAAACACUGUUGAGGAAUAUGGCAAAAUUCUUCGAUGGAAUAGUCAUUCGAAGGCACUAGACUUAUUUAUUGGUCAUUUGGAAUUCUCUCCACCCGAAGGCUUUCUUAUUCUCGAGGCUCAGGAUAAGCUAAUGAAAUUUCUUGUCGACUGUUGCCAGGGAAUACUUCGAGAUAUUGAUCCUGGUAUGUUGACGAGCAAUAAAUAUCCUAUUCAGCCAGAGCCGCGGCUAAAGUCGGAGCUCGAGCUGCGUGGCUUUGAAUCGCUGGCUUCGAUGGCGGCCGAGGCCCCUUACCGACGUCCGGCCCGCUUUGAACUUCGACGUGUCGAAUCGUUGCUCGCUGCAAAGACCCGGGCACUAGAGGAUCAUAUUUGGGCUCUGCGAGAGGACCCCGUUUAUUGUCGCCAGAAUCUGUUGGAUGCAAAGGAGAUUCUAUUAGAAAAAGAGAACAAUAGGCAUGGGUUCGAUCCUACUCUGACGCCGGGGAGUGAACGCCUUCUUUCUGAAGCACACUUUGUAUCCAAUGUCCUUUUUGACGCUUACUUUGAGCUUGAUGUUUUUUCCAAACUCUACCAACAAGCACAGGAAUUGGCUGUUCUACAAAAAAAGUAUGAGUCAGUAAUUUCGCCAACGAAAGAACUCCCCGAUGAAUUCUUACUUGCUAUUUCGAAGUUCCUCCUCCUUAUGGCUCAAGGCUCCGGGGGAAACCUGAAUCAGCUUAAGCUUGUUGCAAUGGAAUCUCCACAAAUUCGAAAGUUUUACACUUGUUCAAGUGAUGAUAAUCUACCUGUACCGAGAGGAAUUGAGAUGAGCAAGGUUGAGGCUAAGUGUACAUAUCUGCUCCAAACGCUGUGGGAAAACCGCUAUGAUCUCUCUUGCAUGGGGUUCCCACUCAUCGUGGACGAGUUAGAACGCCUUUUGCUUUCCGAACCAACGGCGGGCGAACUCAUCUCUGGAAAGGUAGCAAGCAUCUUCGACAGCUUGUCUAUCCUAACCUGGUGCAAUGAAGAGAUUAAUUUCUACCAGCCUUGGGCUAAAAACUUCAACUAUAUUACUCUCGUGGCAAGAAAGGACUUGGAAGCUGCUUCUGAUAUCAAGGGCGUGAUGUGGCUUCGAACUAUGGCAGCUUUCAAACCCGAAAAUUUGUCUAAAAUACUGCCGUUUGCAGAACCACUACUAGGGUCAUUUACUUAUCCCUAUGAUAAGCAUCGGACAAAGGCCAAUGUGGAAUGUAUGCGCCGAGCUGAGCAGAAUCUCGACAAAUUCUGGGCUCAAGUUGACGACUUAAUCCUUUCAGCAUCUGGCGAUGCAAAACCAGCAUUAGCUUUGCAAAGGCUCUUAUCACAGCCCCAUCUCCUGCAGCGUACACCAGAAUGGACCGACCAACAAACACCGAUUCAUACUGUUGAAAAACCCCUCUCGCCCCUUUUCUUUAAGUUGUGGGGUUGCCAAAUUCAUGAACAGACAAUCGCCCACGCCCAGACAAUGCCCGUCCAAGCCAAGGUGAAGGAUAAUGAAAAGGCAGAUCCACAACCAUCGGAAGCCAUUCAAUCUGGACAUAUAGAAACAGAAGAAACCAUACCCAAGCCCUUUUUCUCAGUUGACAAUCGUGCGCUCAAAGUAUUCCGGACUUUGUUUUUCAACCCUGCUAUUACCUCUUCACCCGGGGAGAUAGCUUGGAAUGACUUUUUGCAUGCUAUGAAGUCGGUUGGCCUCUCAGCACAGAAGCUUUACGGAUCAGUUUGGCAGUUCUCUCUUGCUCAAACUGAUGGUUACGCAAGCGUCCAGUUUUGCGAGCCUCGUUGUAAAAGUAAAAUUCCUUUCAUGGUUGCCAGACGACAAGGUCGGACACUUACAAGAGCGUAUGGUUGGACUGGAAGCAUGUUUGUUCUAAAAAAAUAG
Molecule: messenger RNA, 2391 nt
Organism: Trichoderma virens Gv29-8
Lineage: Eukaryota; Fungi; Ascomycota; Sordariomycetes; Hypocreales; Hypocreaceae
Exons: 2
Coding region: 1-2391 (796 amino acids)
Source: RefSeq, a predicted model, not a curated record